Messenger RNA from Aspergillus ibericus CBS 121593, 1196 nucleotides. RefSeq names its product telomerase inhibitor/ribosome biogenesis protein PXR1 (gene pxr1). The record is from RefSeq and is a predicted model, not a curated record. Gene Ontology annotation, molecular function: nucleic acid binding. NCBI's taxonomy places the organism in Eukaryota, Fungi, Ascomycota, Eurotiomycetes, Eurotiales, Aspergillaceae. The coding region runs from base 218 to 1099 and encodes 293 amino acids. The transcript has 3 exons.
CUAAUUUAUUUGUACUUUCAUCUUUUUGUUAUCGUUUCCUAACUUUUUGUUUGUCUGAUCUGAUAAAACUUUAAAGAAAGAUUGGAAUUUUGUUAGAAAGGAAGAGGGAUUAGUCAAAAUAUCCACUGGCGACUGAACAGAAGAGGAGAUUGAGGGAGAUUAUAUUUGUUUUGUUGAGGUAUUCUAGGUAUCUAGGUACCAUACUUUGUUGCAGCAAAUGGGUCUUGCAGCACCUCGCAAAAAAAUCAAGAUUUCCCAUGACCCUAACAAUACCAAUUGGUCACGGUCAACUAGUGGUUUCGGACACAAGAUUUUAAGCUCUCAGGGAUGGACUCCCGGGAGUUUCCUAGGUGCACGCAAUGCCGCACAUUCUGAAAUGUUCACCGCAGCGAGUGCAUCUCACAUUAAGGUUGUUCUGAAGGACGAUACACUUGGUCUUGGAGCGCGACCCAAGCGAGAUCCCCUAGAUGAGCCCACUGGUCUCGAUGCAUUCAAAGGAUUACUUGGAAGAUUGAACGGCAAGUCAGACGCAGAUUUACAAAUCGAGCAGCAAAAGCGCGACAAUGCAAAACUGGCACGAUACGCCGCUUCUAAAUGGCAAACAGUCACAUUUAUAAGUGGUGGUCUAUUGGCCCAAGAAAAGACCGAGUCUCUUGCUACCGAGGAGCUGCAAAGCACUCCAGAAGAUAAGCAGGAUAAUAAAACUUCUGUCACAGUAGCCGGGCAUCAGAAAGGGCACCUGAUUUUAAGCAGUUCGGUAGAUGAGAGUCGGGAUGGAAACACCGAAAAGUCGAAGUCGAAGUCCAAGUCCAAGUCUAAGUCCAAAGCCAAGGACCACCAGGAGAAAAAAGACAAGAAGAGAAAACAUGUGGAAGUGCAUGAAACUGUGCAUUUUGAGAAUACAAACAUGGAGUCCUCCGAACGAGCAGAUUCAACUUCCACCAAUGGACACGAAAUAUCUUUAACAGCUGCUAAAGUUUUGUCGAAAGAGCGCCGCCCUAUGGGAAGACAUGUCUUCCGGGGCCGACAUAUUGCGCAAAAAAAGAAGGCUCUUCUUGAUGAGAAGUCUCUCAAUGAGAUAUUCAUGGUCAAGUCAUAGCGCAGGGUAUCUCCUUUACAACCGACCCCAGAUAAUCCGACAUUGAUACUUGCAAGUUUGCAUGUAGUGUAUAGAAGGACAGCAUUGGGGGGGAGGU